This is a messenger RNA of Momordica charantia (bitter melon), 924 nucleotides long. RefSeq names its product protein MEI2-like 6. The record is from RefSeq and is a predicted model, not a curated record. Gene Ontology annotation, molecular function: nucleic acid binding. Lineage: Eukaryota; Viridiplantae; Streptophyta; Magnoliopsida; Cucurbitales; Cucurbitaceae.
UCUCUGUUUCCCAUAUUGCCCCCAUUUCUUCACGAGCUUCCCUUCCCAUGGCGGCCACUGAUCUCAAUCCAGAAGCUCCCAUUUUCAUUCCCAUGCAAAUCUCCCAUCUCUCCCCCAUUUUUCUUCCUCUCCCUUUAAUAGAAAUUUACCCAAAUCCUUAUAUUCCCAUUUUACCCUUCUCCGCCCCAACUUCCCCCGUUUUCCUCCUCUACUUCUCCGCCCGCCCUCCGCCGCCGGCUCACGACAAGGCCGCCGCCGUCUUCCCGGCGCGCCACGCUGACGGCGGUAAGAAGAACUCGUGUAGAAUGAAAUCCGGGAAUUGCGGGUGCGUUAGGGCUGACGUGGCCGGCGAGGGUUGGAAGAAAAUGAGGAGGCGUGAGAUGAUUAGGAAGGGCCGCGGCGGUGUUUUGUCGGUUACCGGAGAUGGGAAUUUUACGACGAUUAUGCUCAGAAAUAUUCCCACCAAAUACACCCGGAGGAUGCUGGUGGAGUUUCUGGACCGGCACUGUAAGAGUGAAAAUGAGGAGUUGGAAGAUUGGAGCUCCGGCGACGGUGGAGGAGGAGAAGUUGAAGGAGUUUCAGCCUUCGAUUUCUUGUAUUUACCCGUAGAUUUCAGGACGGGGAUGAACAAGGGAUACGCGUUCGUGAACUUCACGACGGCGGGCGGGGCGUGGAAGUUCAAGGCCGCCGCCGACAACCAAACGUGGGAUCUCUGCAACUCCUCCAAAGUCCGGCGAAUCGCACGUGCCAGGCUUCAAGGGAAGGAGGAGCUGCUGCGGCACUUCGAGAACAUGGGGUUUCCGUGCGAGACGGUGGAGGUUUUGCCGGUGAGGUUCAGCCCGCCGCGCGACGGCUCCGGCAAGUCGGUCAAGGAAACAACCGUCGGGCUAAUCGGCGGCGCGUGGGCGACCUAAACUAUUCGGA